This is a messenger RNA of Venustampulla echinocandica, 882 nucleotides long. RefSeq lists its product as uncharacterized. Bases 1 to 882 code for a protein of 293 amino acids. The transcript is spliced from 3 exons. Lineage: Eukaryota; Fungi; Ascomycota; Leotiomycetes; Helotiales; Pleuroascaceae. Gene Ontology annotation, molecular function: NADH dehydrogenase (ubiquinone) activity. The record is from RefSeq and is a predicted model, not a curated record.
AUGGCCAUGAGGGUUUCGAAUCGCCGGGUGCUGGCCUCGGCAUUGAGCUCCAGCAGGAAUACCCUCGUCCGUCGCAAUGAGGCGAAUGUGCGGUGCUUCACCUCGACCCGCAGUGCCCGAGAGGUUUAUGUCUCUCCAGACCAGCCAAGAACGCGAGCAUUUCCGCGAACACCAGACCCUCCAGCAGGAAUUCAUGCGAAGCUCGUCAAUCCCGCCGACAAGUAUGCGGCGAAGGCUGACGACUUGCACAAAUACGGACAGUGGCUCAUGGGCUGUUUGCCAAAAUACAUCCAGCAGUUCUCUGUGUGGAAGGACGAGCUGGUUAUCUACAUCCCUCCAUCUGGCGUGAUUCCGGUGUUUUCAUUCCUUAAAUAUAAUACCUCUGCCGAGUUUACGCAAGUCUCUGACAUCACUGCGGUCGACUUCCCUACCCGAGACCAGCGAUUCGAGGUCGUGUAUAACAUGCUGAGCGUCCGCCAUAACUCCCGAAUCCGCGUCAAGACAUACGCAGACGAAGCAUCCCCAGUGCCUAGCAUCACAAGUCUGUAUGACGGCGCGAAUUGGUUCGAGCGAGAGGUCUAUGAUCUCUUUGGCGUCUUUUUCGUCGACCACCCAGAUCUGCGACGUAUCAUGACCGAUUACGGUUUCGAUGGCCAUCCAUUGCGGAAAGAUUUCCCUCUGACGGGAUAUACGGAGCUUCGGUAUGACGAAGAGAAGAAGCGGAUUGUUGUCGAGCCAUUGGAGCUGACUCAGGCGUUCCGGAACUUCGAGGGUGGAAGCGCGGCGUGGGAGCAAGUUGGACCUGGUGUCGACAGAAAGCCAGAUACGUUCAAGUUGCCAACGCCGAAACCAGAAGAAAAGAAGGAAGAACCCAAAAAAUAG